Molecule: messenger RNA, 1890 nt
Organism: Periophthalmus magnuspinnatus
Lineage: Eukaryota; Metazoa; Chordata; Actinopteri; Gobiiformes; Gobiidae
Gene: rsph10b
Product: radial spoke head 10 homolog B
Exons: 16
Coding region: 1-1890 (629 amino acids)
Source: RefSeq, a predicted model, not a curated record
AUGGCGGCAGCAGAAAAUAUAGUGGAUCUAAAAGAAGCUAUGGAGCAGCAAAGCGCUCACUGCACUGAUCAAAAACAACCUGACAUGAAUGCUCCCAACAGAGACACUCUACUUUUAAACUUGGUUAUUCAAAGAUAUGAAGGUGAAACUUUUGAGAACCAGCCAAGUGGAGAAGGAGUCGCAUGUUUUGUUGGAGGUCACGUGUAUAAGGGUUCAUUUUCCAAGGGACUAAUGGAGGGACAUGGUGUAUUCACAUGGGCAUGUGGAUUAAAAUAUGAGGGGAGUUUUGUCAGCAACAUAAUGAUGGGCCUUGGUACAUACACUUGGCCUGAUGGAAGCACAUACAAUGGUGAGGUUCAGUACAGCAUAAGACAUGGGACUGGAUCAUACUAUUGCUCCAGAAAUGGUGUGUUGUACAAAGGUCAUUGGCACCAAGGCAAAAGACACGGCAAGGGUGCCAUUUAUUACAACCAAGAUAAGACCAGCUGGUAUAAAGGGGACUGGGUAAUGAACAAGAUCAAGGGGUAUGGAGUGAGAAGGUAUCCCUCUGGCAAUAUUUACGAAGGUGAAUGGAUGAGAAACCUAAGACACGGAGAGGGGACAAUGAAAUGGCUUCUGCACGGACAACAGUAUGAGGGAACAUGGUAUAAUGGAGUGCAACAUGGGCACGGCAAACACACAUGGAUCAUAAAGCGAAAAGAUGGAUCGCGAUAUUCCCAAAGUAACCAGUACGUUGGGGAUUUUGUAUGUGGCCAGAGACAGGGACAAGGAACUUUUUACUAUGCCGAUGGUGCAGUGUAUAAGGGAGAGUGGAGGAACAACAAAAAGCACGGAAUGGGAAAAUUUACAUUUAAAAAUGGGAAGGUUUUCCAAGGCGAGUUUGUGGAUGAUCAGAUGAUACAGUUGAGAAAUGACAAACCUCUCCCAUUGCUAGCCUCUGAUAGCUCAUCUCUGCUAGGACCAGACAUGACUCUAAACAUUGACAUGCUUCUGAAGAGCAUCCCUGAGAAAAAACGAGAUGCAGAACUCAAAGAAGUGGAGUUGGUGGUGUUAAGGCACAGCACUGAACUGAGAUCCAUCUACAGUUUCUACAGCCGACUUGGACGUGCUCAUUCCCCGGACAACACCUUCAUGCUGUCCCGGAUGCAGCUGUGGCGUUUGCUUAAAGACUGUAAAGUCCAUCAUCAUGACAUCACUCUGAGCCAAAUUGACUUGCUGACCAGAUGUGCUUUAGAGGGUGUCACCUUAACAGAGGUCCACUCGCCUUUCACUGGGAUGCUGUUUUGCAAGCUCCUUUCCUGUCUAGUGGUCAUUGCUUAUCACAUUUAUCAUAAAGACAUGGUUUCACAAAGGGAUCUUCUAGCGGCUAGCUUUUCCAAACUGAUGACAAACGACAUCCUACCUAAUGCAAAAAAUGUAAAAGGUUUUUUGUUUAGGCAGCAGGAACAUACAGAAGUUGCCAUGCGAUACUGUGGGAAGAGCUGGGAGGUUUACCGGGCUUUCUGCACACUUAAAGACCGUUCACGAGAAGACAAGACAAUGACAUGUCGAGACCUGCUGUUCAUGUUUAAGGAAUUUCAUUUGCUUGAUGACAGACUUACUGCCUUGGAGUUCAUGAAGGUCAUUUCUCAAGAGAGUCGUGACCCUAGCAACACAUCCUGUUUGCUAAAUCUAGAGAUUACAUUUCUGGAGUUUUUUGAUGCAGUUCUGGGCUGUGCAGAGGUCAAAUGCCAGUUGGAUCACAAUGAAAUAGAUCAAGGGUUAACCUCACAGACUUCUGUGGAUGCCUCAAAAGAUGCAGCUCUUAUUGAAAGUAUGAUGGAUGGUCUUCAAUUGAGAGGUUUGCCUUGUAUAUUCUAUGUAUUGUCAAGUGUUGAUCCAAAUGUGUAA